Anastrepha ludens (Mexican fruit fly) is the source of this 819-nucleotide messenger RNA. Its product is annotated as C-type lectin 37Db-like. The transcript is spliced from 3 exons. Gene Ontology annotation, cellular component: external side of plasma membrane. Gene Ontology annotation, biological process: biological process involved in interspecies interaction between organisms. The record is from RefSeq and is a predicted model, not a curated record. Gene Ontology annotation, molecular function: carbohydrate binding. Bases 79 to 678 code for a protein of 199 amino acids. Lineage: Eukaryota; Metazoa; Arthropoda; Insecta; Diptera; Tephritidae.
UUUCCAUUUUAGUAGUUUACUAAUCGCCUACUAAGCGUCAGUCAGCAACUGCUAGCGUGAAUAAAGAAAUUAUUUGCGAUGAUAAGGAGCUUCAUUCAAUUCAUUUUGUUUUUAUGCAUGGCUUCAAACGUUUUUUCCAAUCCCGAUGAAUGCAGCGCAGAUACACAUCCUUUCAUACAAAUUGGUCGAAAAUAUUAUUUCAUAAAUACUGCCGUACAGAUGAAUUGGUUUGCGGCUGCGCAUCUAUGCCGCAGCUAUGACAGUGAUUUGGUUACAGUCGAAUCGGAUGCUGAAAUGGAUGAUUUAUCCUCCUAUUUAACCACAAAUGGUCAUACCGGCCAAUAUUUUUGGACCAGUGGCAACGAUUUGAUAGCAGAGGGUCAAUUUAUGUCGCUCAGCACGGGACGUCCCUUGUCUUAUGCGAGGUGGACGGCUGGAGAACCGGAUAAUGCAAACAACAAUGAGAGUUGUAUACAUCUCUGGACGAACUUUGAGACCGUCUUUAAAAUGAAUGACAUGCCGUGUACCGCAGAUGGCUAUGCGAUUUGUGAGCGGCGGAAACCGCCAAAUCCUUGUGGAUUAGGGAAUUCUGAAAAUAUGCUUCCCAAAUGUGCAGCAAAAAGACUUAUGCAAGCCUACCUGCAAGCUGCAAAUAUUUUCAACUGCAAGGACCAAUGAAAAUUGGCAAAAGGAAAAGCAGUUAACGAAGUAUAAUUGAAAUUCUAAUUUGAAAUUUAAUGCAAGCUCUGAAAUAUAUCUGGUUAACUUGGCUAAGAAAAUUGUGUAGCAAAAUUAUAAAAGAAAGCAAAAAUGUUAAAA